GGUUGUCAGGCUGGUAUGGAUACUAAGACUCCACCGAUAGCGUUCAAGCAUCAGGAGAAGAAGGUCCAAGCUUGCAGAGCUGACAGGACCGCUAAAGCUGGAGAUCUAUCAUUGCCUCCCCUUACGCCACUGCCAAACGGAAGUGCUAAAAAUAAGUCUGCAAUUUUUGGUGUACAAUGGAAUAAACGGGUACCUUGUGUUGAUAAGAGCCAGGAACGGACCAAGAAACGGCCUUACAGAGUACUUCAAAUUGGAGCAACUCCAUUAAUGCACGCCUGCCAGCAAGGUGACAGAUCACGCGUGUUAAGAUUAUUAAAGGAACAAGAAGAAACAAUAGGAUAUCGUGAUCGUACCCUGAGGAACGCACUCCACUACUGCAUGGACGCGGCAACAGGAGGUGCAGUAGCUUCUACUGCACCGGAACUCGUUAACGCUGUCGACGCUGAAGGACAUACUCCCCUUCAUCUCGCAGUUAUAGCUGGAGACACGCAAUUAGUGGCAGUUUUGCUAGCUAAUGGAGCGGAUGUCAACGCGAAAGACUUGGAAGGACACAGUGUACUUCACUGGGCCACUGUUUGUGGAGAAGCAGAAUGUGUAAGAUUGGUGCUAGCUGCUGGAGCCAGACCUUCUACGCCAGAUUUAAGAGGCGGAUCACCUUUGCAUUACGCUGCUCAAUGUUGUGGUGCAGCGGUCACAGCAGAGCUAUCUGUUCCCAAGAAAAUCGGGUUGAAGGUAUUGCAUACUCUUCUUGAGUUUGGUGCAAAUGUAAACGCAAAAGACGAGGAUGGUCGACAACCAAUUUUGUGGGCAGCUAGUGCUGGAAGUGUAGAAGCAGUAUUGGCUCUAGCUAGAACAGGAGGAUCAGCGGCUGCAGGAGCUACGGACAAGGAUGGCUUGACUGCGUUGCAUUGCGCAGCUUCUAGAGGUCACGCGAGGUGUGUAGAAGCGUUGGUUAAUUUUUGUGGCGCUCAACCGGAUCAUGUUGAUGAUAAUGGAUGCUCCGCGCUUCAUUAUGCAGCUACUCUGGGUCAUGCAGAUGCUACUGCGCUUCUUCUCAGGCUUGGAGCUGAUCCAAACCGGCAGGAUCGAAAAGGAAGAACACCUGCUUUGUGUGCUGCUGCCAAAGGGCAACUUGAGACUCUGAAGAUACUUGCGCUACAUGGAGGCUCGCUGCAUGCAAGAACUGUUCGUGGAACUGGAGUAGCUCAUGAAGCUGUAUUGUCCGGAAGAAUAGAGCUUAUAGAAUGGCUGGCGAGGAAGAAACCCGCGACUCUUGAUGUAGCGACACACGAUGGUAGGACUCCGUUGCAUGUUGCUGCGCUUCAUGGGUACUUGGAUGCUUGCAAAGUACUUCUUGAUCAUGGAGCCAGGAUAAAUUCUGUUUUUCGGACCAGUAAAAGUGGUCCAAUGACUCCGCUUGAUGCUGCUUUGUAUCGGGGUCAUCGAGACUGUGCGAAGCUUAUUCAAAUGCAC
Molecule: messenger RNA, 1473 nt
Organism: Cotesia congregata
Lineage: Eukaryota; Metazoa; Arthropoda; Insecta; Hymenoptera; Braconidae
Source: the annotation of a GenBank genome assembly